AUGGAAACUACUUUCUAUGACGACUCUCUGAACGCCUUCUCCCAGCAAGACUCCGCCGGCUUCAGCUUCAGCAGCCCCAAAGCUCUCAAACAGAGCAUGACCCUCAAUCUGUCGGACCCCACCGGCUCCCUAAAGCCACACCUGCGGGCUAAAGCCGGGGACCUCCUCACAUCCCCGGACGUGGGCCUUCUGAAGCUGGCCUCCCCAGAGCUGGAGCGGCUCAUCAUCCAGUCCAGCAACGGACUCAUCACCACCACGCCGACCCCUACCCAGUUCCUCUGCCCCAAGAACGUAACGGACGAGCAGGAGGGGUUCGCGGAGGGGUUCGUUCGGGCUCUGGCGGAGCUGCACCACCAGCACAUGCCGGCCCCGGCCAACGUGAGCGUCACCUCGGCUCCUCAGACCAGCGUCAGCUCCGCCCUGCCCCCGGUGUCCUCGGUUGCCGGGGCAUCAGUUUACAACAACAGCGGCUCCCUCCGAUCAGACUCUCCGGUCUAUGAGGACCUGAACACCUUCACACCGGCCAUCAGCACCGUGUCGGCUCCUAACUACACCACUUCAGCUCCCACUAUGUCCUUCCCGAAUGCCCAGUCACAGCUCCCACUGUACGGACAGCCCUCCUCCGCCCAGCUGCCCCGGCUCAGCGCGCUGAAAGAGGAGCCGCAGACCGUGCCGGAGAUGCCGGGGGAGACCCCUCCUCUUUCUCCCAUUGACAUGGAGAGCCAGGAGCGCAUCAAGGCUGAGAGGAAGCGCAUGAGGAACCGCAUCGCUGCCUCCAAAUGCCGGAAGAGGAAGCUGGAGCGGAUCUCUCGACUGGAGGAUAAAGUCAAGAACCUAAAGUCCCAAAACUCGGAGCUGGCGUCCACCGCCAACAUGCUGCGGGAGCAGGUGGCCCAGCUGAAGCAGAAGGUGAUGAACCACGUGAACAGCGGCUGUCAGCUCAUGUUGACCCAGCAGCUGCAGACCUUUUGA
Xyrichtys novacula (pearly razorfish) is the source of this 972-nucleotide messenger RNA. NCBI's taxonomy places the organism in Eukaryota, Metazoa, Chordata, Actinopteri, Labriformes, Labridae. The record is from the annotation of a GenBank genome assembly.